Molecule: messenger RNA, 729 nt
Organism: Aspergillus puulaauensis
Lineage: Eukaryota; Fungi; Ascomycota; Eurotiomycetes; Eurotiales; Aspergillaceae
Product: PSME3-interacting protein
Exons: 2
Coding region: 1-729 (242 amino acids)
Cellular component (GO): nucleus
Source: RefSeq, a predicted model, not a curated record
AUGUCUGCAGGGUUCGUUUCUGCAGGAACAGAUCAGGAGCCCGUUGAGCGUGAUGACGAAUGGCUCCGCGCACAGCAAGAAAUCGAGGAGGAGCGAAGGCGAAAAGCAGAGUUAGGGAAGCAGAAUGAUGGGAAAAGUUUAUUCGAUGUUCUCCAGCAAAAUAAAAUGGCCAAACAGGAAGAAUUCGAGGAAAAGAUCAAGUUAAAGAACCAAUUCCGUGCCCUCGAUGAAGACGAAGUCGAUUUUCUUGACUCUAUAAUGGAGUCUACUCGAGCCCAGGAGGCCACCGUGAAGAAGGAGACUGCCGAACAAUUGGAGUUGUUCCGACGGCAACGGGAGGAGGCAGAAAAGGCUCACCUUGAGGAUAACACGGCAGAUGUUGCGCCAGCGGCUGAAGGAGAAGACUGGAAGAUUGCCCCCCGCAAGAAACGACGCGAUAAAAGCAGCACGUUGCUCGUUCCAGGCCGAAAACGUAAAUCCGUGGGCGAAGAUACUACCGAUGAUCCCUCGAAAGAACCGGGACAGAAUAAAAAAGCGAAGGAAAACGUUGAAGAUAAGGGCAGCGAGGACGUGACUUCUACAACCGCAGAGGAGGAUGUCAAACAGGCAGAUGUGGACAAUGGCAUCAAGGUUGCAAAGGGCACGCUAGCUCAACAACCCACGAAGCAAGCUGCUAGUCCACCUGCACCGUCUCUUGGCUUGGCUGGGUAUAGCUCAGAUUCGGAGUGA